Molecule: messenger RNA, 1476 nt
Organism: Yamadazyma tenuis ATCC 10573
Lineage: Eukaryota; Fungi; Ascomycota; Pichiomycetes; Serinales; Debaryomycetaceae
Source: RefSeq, a predicted model, not a curated record
AUGUACCAGGUCAAUGAUAGAAUACAAUUCAUAGACAACCAAUUUGCAACUGUACGAUUUGUGGGUCAGAUACCCGAAUGGGGAGAACAAUUAGCACUUGGAGUCGAGUGGGAUGAUCCAGCUAGAGGCAAGAAUAACGGAUCUGUGGGUGGAAUUGAAUAUUUCAAGACGAGACAGGCGGGAGCAGGUUCUUUUAUUAAAGUGAAUAAUAAGAAGAUCUUGAACAAAAGAGUCUCGUUUGACGAGGCGCUCUUGGAAACGUAUGGUGUGGAGGAAAAUCAGAUUGGGGCAGCCAUAAGGAUUGGACUGAAGAAAGUAGAGAGUUAUGGAUUUGAGAAGUUGAACAAGAUCAAUGCCAAUUUCAGUCGAUUGACUUCUGUCAGUUUGGACUUCAAAUGCAUUUAUACCAUCUGCAAAGGAAGAAGUUUGCUAUCUUUGACAUCUUUGGUAAAAUUGGACUUUAGCUUUAAUUUGAUUAAUGAUAUGGGAGACAUCUGGCUGGCUCUUGACAAGCUACGUACAUUGAAGGAGUUAAAUCUCAAUGGAAAUAGGUUUGAAAUUAUUCCCAAAUCCAAUACCAUCCACGGAUUAGAGAUUCUUAAGCUUUCAAACACACGGAUAAGGCCCAGUGAUUUGAAGCAGCUGGUGUUGCCUAAGUUCCCUCAUUUAAGAGAAAUCACUCUUGCAAGCAAUGGGUAUACUGACGAGGACGACUUGAGCUUCAACUUCAUCGAAAAUGUCGACUUGUCAUUCAAUGGGCUCACGCAAAUUCCAAGCGUCAACUGUCUUUCUCUUAACUUGUCUGACAAUAAAAUCAAUUACAUCUACAAUGCUUGCACUUUUAAAGCCAUUGAUUUGAGGUAUAAUGAGAUCGAUUCAUGGGAGUUUGUCGAAGAUCUACAGUCAAAAUCACGCCUUAGGGAACUAAGAAUCGACAACAAUCCACUUUUUGAAGGCUUGGAGGAAGACGAAGUCACAGUCAAUUUGAUAGCACGGUUUGAGUGCGUUGAUGAUAAAAGUGCCCAGGAAGAGGGCCUACGUAAAUUGAAUGGGUCCCGCUUGAGUCGGGAAGAGAUAGAGAAUGCCGAACUAUAUUUCAUCAGCAAGGUGCAAAAGGGUGACUAUAUUUGCAACGAAACAAGUGAACGAUGGAAGCAGUUGAAACUGAAGCAUAACGUCAAAGAUGAGAUUCGUGGUCCGCGUCUCAACGAGUUUGCUUAUCAUAAAAUAAGGAUUAAGGUCUACUGGAACAACGAGUUGAUACUCGACCAAAUGCUCCUCAACACCAACACGAUCAUGAGGCUAAAAGGAAGCGUGAGCCGUAAAUUGAACAAGUCCAUCUUCAGUUUCAGACUUUACUACUUUUUGACGGCUGAGGUGAAACAGUAUUUGGACGAUGAGAUAGGUAGAAUCGGCGACUUUGACCUCCAUCAGCAAGACAUCUAUAUUGCCAUAGAGGCAAAUCAUGUAAAAUAA